Messenger RNA from Dichotomopilus funicola, 1701 nucleotides. RefSeq lists its product as uncharacterized. Bases 1 to 1701 code for a protein of 566 amino acids. Lineage: Eukaryota; Fungi; Ascomycota; Sordariomycetes; Sordariales; Chaetomiaceae. The transcript is spliced from 5 exons. The record is from RefSeq and is a predicted model, not a curated record.
AUGGGGCGACUGGGGCCGCUCACCUCGCAGGGCCUGGGCCGCUCCCCGUACGAUGACACCGUCCCCGGCCAGGGCAACGACUACCCGCCCAACCAAUAUGCCUACUUUGACGACCGCGGCCGGCUUUACAACCCAGUCAUCAAGGGCCUCAAUCGCGACUUCAUCCGCUCGCACAACGAGGUCAUGAUGGUGAUCGGCGUAGCCGAGCCCGAGAGCGGCACCGCGGCCGACGCCCAGAUGGACGCCACCCAUCGUCAAAACCGCUUCGAGGACGUGAUCGGCUCGCGCCUGCACUUGGCUGCCUUUCAGAUUGCUUCGGCGUCGAACUGGGCUGUCCACGGCAUCAGGCAACGUCUGUGGGUCUACCAACCGUACUCGCAAACUACCUUUUAUGGCAUGUUUAGGAUGGCUCGUCGCUCGGGCUCCUUUGCGCCGUACUUUCUCGCAGGCUUCCCGUCGUUCUUGGCCGCUACCUCGCUUGAGCUGGUGUCGUUUUCUAGGAAGGAAGACAACUGGUUCUGGUCUGCCAUGACCUAUAUCCGCAUCCAUCUGGCAAUAUAUGUCUUCUUCCAGAGGAUCGAGAUCAUCCCGUUCAAUCACUGGCUGCCCAACUGGCGCUUCUUCAUCCCCGGAUCCAGCCUAUCCCCUAUAUCUCUCCCACCACCUCCCGCCUCUUUCCGCCCAGGAAGCCUGCUGCCGUGGCUCGGUGCUUGUGCCCUCGGGACAGCCCCCUUCCUCUGCUUCUACCUCUCCAGCCGCGUCCACGCCAACCUGGCGAAGAACUUGCGCGAUGCCAUCUACAAGCACCUGCCCCGCCCGGACAACUCCUUUCUGCGACGACAGACCUGGGCCGGCCUCCGUCUCGGGACCCCGAACAGUCCUGCCGACCCGCGCGCAGACGAAGGCGUCUCUACCUCUCCCACGGGACCCCCGCCUCUUCGCCGCCAGAGCACCGUGUCGCUCCGUGGCAGCGGCAUCAACAACGAUGUCACGACAGCCACGACCACCACCGCCGCCGACCAUGGUGGUGGCGGUAGUGUAGACGAAUUUGGCUCGGACGACGAGGAAACGGAGAUCAUCAGCGCCACGCUCAUUAGUUUUGACGUCGAGGCUGCUGACCCCACAACUCCGGGCGCAUCAGGCCCCGGUGGCUCAACCGCCCCCAACGGUGCUGUAGGCGGUGACACAACACCAGGAAUCUGGUCCGCCGAGCUCCGCCCCAACAUCCCCGACAACUCCCGCUCGUCGGGCUACGGCACCGGCACCGGCAGCAUCAACAACCGGCACGAGUCCGUCUACCGCGAAAACGCCUUCACCGCGCUCCCCGCGCGUCUCGCGGCCAACAUCCUCGCUCUCACCCCGGCCCGCCUCAUGGCUAUGCCCAUGACCGUGGCCGUGCACGUGUUCCUCGCCCGUUCGUACAUGCGCCGCAUGGGCAUGAGUCUAGACAUCGUCAACACAGGCGCCGGGUUCUGGUUUGGCAUGCAAUCGGCUCGGGGCCUGGUGAAUCUACUGGGGCUGGAGCUGUUGCUGGGGGUGUUGCAGGCCGAGUCGUGGGCGGCGAUCAUGUUGGUCGCGAAUCGGUGGCGGUAUACGGAGGAGGAAUGGAUGGUGAGGGAGGUGGAGGAGGCGGUGAAUAUUAUUGUGGCCGAGCGGAGAGAAGAGGCGGCCGCGUUGGCUGCUGCUGAGGGGGGGAAUUAG